AUGAUGUCCAAUGGCACACAUACUUCGUCUUCGGACGCAGCGGCAUCCUCCUCAUCGACAGCUCGGCAGCAAGUAUCACCACCGCCGGAAUGGAUAGCAUCGAUCGAUGCAGUGUACAGCCUCUUCGAAGACCACACAGCAGCUCAAAAAUAUCCUCAACUAUCGCAAAAAGUCAAGAACGCAGUACAGCUCUGCGAAGAGGUGAUCCAAGAUGUCGGUCAACCACAUUGCGCACUCAGCUUCAACGGCGGCAAAGAUUGUACCGUUCUCGUUCACAUCUUGUCCGCAGUCUUGAGGCGACUCGCUGGAAGAGGCGCUGCCAGUUCAGAGGCACCCAUCCCGUCGAUACCGUCGCUCUACAUUACGUGUCCAUCGCCCUUUCCUACGGUCGAAAAGUUCAUCGAAUACUGUGUAUCCCCUGUCCACGGGUACAACCUCCAGGUGAUCUCGGUAACGGGCGGGAUGAAACAAGGCAUCCGCACCUAUCUUGACGGUGGAGGACGCGAACAGGUCGGCCUCUCCUCCAACGACACUUCCACCUCCAACGACGCUGUCGCACCGCGCGAUAUCCGCGCAAUCUUCGUCGGCACACGCAGAGACGACCCACACGGCCCGCAACUCUCCUCACGAUCAUGGACGGACAAAGAUUGGCCACGCGUUGAACGCAUUCACCCCAUCCUCGACUGGUCCUACCAAGACGUAUGGCACUUUCUCCGCUGUCCGCAUCUCGCGUCGAGAGAAACUGCGCUGGGGAUGUCGCGGAGCCAGCUCGCGGAACAGUGGGGGACGGCGGGCGGAGGCGAACAAGGCGUCCCCUACUGCUUGCUGUACGAUCAGGGGUAUACCUCGCUUGGGUCGACGUAUAACACGCUACCGAAUCCCGAGCUGAGGGUGAGCAGCGGUGUCAAUGAGGAGGGACAGGAAGGAGGAACAGAGGGGGAGGUGGUCGUUGGUGAUGGCACAGCCAAAGGGAGGUGGAAACCGGCGUAUAUGUUGCAGGAUGGCAGUCUGGAGCGCGCCGGACGUGUUGAAAAUCCUUCGCCCGCCGCAGCUCCCACAGCAUCGACAUGA
Sporisorium graminicola is the source of this 1071-nucleotide messenger RNA. RefSeq lists its product as uncharacterized. The record is from RefSeq and is a predicted model, not a curated record. The transcript has a single exon. Gene Ontology annotation, biological process: FAD biosynthetic process. Lineage: Eukaryota; Fungi; Basidiomycota; Ustilaginomycetes; Ustilaginales; Ustilaginaceae. Gene Ontology annotation, molecular function: FMN adenylyltransferase activity. The coding region runs from base 1 to 1071 and encodes 356 amino acids.